Cololabis saira (Pacific saury) is the source of this 2769-nucleotide messenger RNA. RefSeq names its product inter-alpha-trypsin inhibitor heavy chain H3-like. The coding region runs from base 14 to 2569 and encodes 851 amino acids. The record is from RefSeq and is a predicted model, not a curated record. NCBI's taxonomy places the organism in Eukaryota, Metazoa, Chordata, Actinopteri, Beloniformes, Belonidae. The transcript has 21 exons.
GGACUGAAGCAUCAUGCGGAGAGCUGCGCUGCAACUCACCCUCUUCGGGCUGCUGCUGACUUUGGUGGAUACACUUCCAAACAAGGACGACUGGGACAUCUACAGCUUUCACAUCAACGCCACCGUGAACAGUCGCUAUGCCACCACUGUCAUCAACAGCCGUGUGGUCAACCGUGCAGAGGAGUCCAAGGAAAUCGAAUUCCAUGUGCAGAUUCCCAAGAAUGCCUUCAUCAGUAAAUUCAGGAUGUUGAUGGAUGGUGAAGUGUAUGAUGGUGUUGUAAAAACUAAGGAGCAAGCUCAGCGGCAGUACACAGAGGCUGUGUCCCGUGGUCAAAGCGCUGGAAUUGUCAGUUCUGUAGGGAGGACAAUGGAGGAUUUUAAGACCUCCGUUACUGUGGCUCCUCACAAAAAAGUCACUUUUGAACUCACUUAUGAGGAACUGAUGAAACGGACGCUUGGCAAGUACGAGUUGCAAAUCCAUGCUCGACCCAUGCAGCCUGUCAAAGACUUCAAGAUUGAUGUGCACAUUCACGAGAAGGAUGGCAUCAGUUUCAUAGAUGUGAAAGGAGGACUGAGCACCAAAGCCCUUGCUAAUGCCAUCACCAAAACACACGCAGACAAGCAGGCUUGGGUCCAUUUUUAUCCAACAGUGGACCAACAGAAAACUUGUGACAGCUGUGGAGAGCAAGGCAUGAAUGGGGAUCUGAUUAUUACUUAUGACGUCAACAGAGACACCGAGCUGGGAGACCUCAAGACAUCAGAUGGGUAUUUUGUCCAUCACUUCGCUCCAUCAAGUCUUUCCCGAAUACCAAAGAAUGUUGUUUUUCUUAUUGAUCAAAGUGGAUCAAUGAGUGGAAGAAAAAUAGCACAGACACGAACAGCAUUAAAACGUAUCUUGAACGACUUGGCAAGCGAUGACUUCUUUGGGAUUAUCACUUUUGAUGGCAGCAUUUUUCACUGGAAACGAGAACUUGUUCAGGCCACCAGUGAGAAUCUGUUGUCAGCCAAAGAAUUUGCAAAAAAUAUCAGGGACAGAGGAGCUACAAAUAUUAAUGCAGCAGUGUUGGAAGGAGCAAGUAUGCUGAAUGCACAUCCCAGAGAAGGUUCAGCAUCUAUCCUUAUACUUCUAACUGAUGGAGAUCCCACUGAAGGGGAGAGAAAUCUUGAGAGAAUACAGUCAAAUGCAAAACAGGCCAUUGCAGGCAAAUUUCCACUGUACUGUCUCGGAUUUGGGUUUGAUGUGAAUUUUGAGUUCCUUGAGAAAAUGUCGCUGCAGAACAACGGUAUGGCAAGACGGAUUUAUGAAGAUUCUGAUGCAGAUUUACAGUUAAAGGGUUUCUAUGAAGAAGUGGCCACCCCACUCUUGACAGAUGUGACAAUGAUCUAUGAGGGUGGAGCCAAUCUAACUCAGACCAAUUUCAGCCAGUAUUAUAAUGGCUCUGAGAUCGUGGUGGCCGGUCAGAUCACCGACAACAACAUUGAAACCUUCGUCCCUCAAGUUCUGGCUAUCUCAAAGAACAGAAAGAUGAUAUAUUCUGAAACAAGUUCCUCCAUCGCACCCCCUCCUGGAACAGUACCUGAAGGCCUCCUCCAGAGGAUUUGGGCCUACCUCACGGUUAAACAGCUUCUGGACAAAGAGCUGCUGUUAUCUGGACCAGAAAAAGAGGAAGUGAAGAAAGAAACUUCGGAACUUUCUCUGAAGUACAAUUUUGUGACCCCUCUCACAUCCAUGGUGGUCACUAAACCUCAGGGGGAGAACACAGAGGUGCUCCAUAAACCCAAGGAAGGCGAAGUGGUGCAGGAGCACCACCACACACUCAGUGCUGCAUAUCCUGUUCAGGAUUUAUUUGAUGAUUAUAUGAUUGCGGAGGCGGAAGCAGAUGCUUUCGUCGACUACUCGGAUUCUUACAUGAGUCUUCAGGACUUUGUGAGAGCAACAGUUGGUCCUAUUUCCCAUAGGUCUAUGCUAAAAACUGAGAGUCUGUCUCCUCCAGUAUGCUUUGACAUCUUGGGAGCUCUCCUCCUUAAACUUCUUCACCAUUCCACCAGGGAGCUGUAUGUGAAUGGUGAGCUGGAUUCAGUGACAAACGGUGGCUUCAAAAAUAUUGUCAUCCAUGCCAAGUCCGACCUGCAUGUUAAGGUGAACGCAGAGGGAAUAGAUGUCCGACAGGGACAGUCGGUGACGCACCACACUGGCCAGGAGCUCAUCACAGUUGGAAGUGUGACAGUAAUCAGGCGGGACAACGAAAUAGAGGUUGCCGCAGAAGACGUACGAAUGGUCAUCUAUGUUCAUGACAAGGACGGCAACAAAUUCCUUUGGCCGGUUUUAAGACAAAAAACAUCUGCCAACAACACUGAAGGAAUUUUAGCUUUGAAGCCAGCUGUUUAUGAGGAAGUCCAAGAUCAGCAUUCUACUAAACUGAAAAUCAGCGACCAAGAGAUUUCUGCUACAAAUUCCACUGCUGUUGACUACAGUAUUGCCUCUCCUUUGGAAAUGCGCUGUUGGCUCGUUCCAGCUGAUGUCAUCCUGCAGAGACCCCUGAAUGAUUUCCUUGUUCCACAUCUCUAACUGGGAAAAUGUUGAAUAGUUUCGAAAGUAUGUCAUUUAAAAGAAGAAAUAAGGCAAAUACUGCAACAUGUUACCAACAGCAAUUAUUUCCUUGAUUGUUUACAUAAACUACAUUAAUUACAAAAUAAAAUAAACAAUCAGUUAUGAAAUGUAAAUUUCCGAAUAUGUCAAGAAAUAAAGUAAACUCUGAACUUUUAGAA